AUGAGCAUCAGUGUUCAGAAUCCGAAUGUGCCGCGAAAACAUCUUACUACUGUAGGUGCUCCGUUGUUUGAGGACCCCAGAGCGAUCGAAUAUGAAUACGUUAGGUUUCAGGGUGCCCUGGAACAUCAAAAUGUCUACAAGGGCACGCCAAAUAUGGAGCUCGAUGAAGCAUGGGAGGUCCUUAUACACACGAACAAUUCCGGAGUGGAUGGCAAUGUUAUAGAUCGUAUCCAAAAGUCGCGUAUAGCCGCCAAGUACCCAAAGGAACAAGGGGGGCAGUACUAUACUGGCAUUGAGGUUUUCCACCACAUGCACUGCUUGAAUUUGAUACGCCAGUAUACCUACAAAGACUACUACCACCGCCCAGAGAACAGACCCAAGCCUUUUACUGACUCGGAACCUGUACUUCGCGCUCACGUCGACCACUGUAUCGAUAUGUUACGACAGGUCCUGAUGUGCCAAGCCGAUGUCGGUAUAGUCACAUAUAACUGGGUCCAUCCCUGGGGUCUGUAUCCUGACUUUAGUACGGAGCACAAGUGCCGCAAGUUUGACAAGAUUGUUGAAUGGGCUGACAAGCACGCACUACCGGAUGAUGACCCCGAGCCUGAUUCUGAGACUGUUUGGUUAUCAGGCCCACCACAGUAG
Messenger RNA from Aspergillus oryzae RIB40, 645 nucleotides. RefSeq names its product oxidase ustYa family protein. The transcript is spliced from 4 exons. The record is from RefSeq and is a predicted model, not a curated record. Gene Ontology annotation, biological process: mycotoxin biosynthetic process. NCBI's taxonomy places the organism in Eukaryota, Fungi, Ascomycota, Eurotiomycetes, Eurotiales, Aspergillaceae. Bases 1 to 645 code for a protein of 214 amino acids.